CUCUUCGGUUGGCGACCCUGGGCUGUUGUCUGCUGGUGUUUGUCCGGAUCUGUUUCCAGCGUUUUCGGUUUUUAUUCCAGUAACUAUGGGUAUCCAAACUGAAUGCUAGCUUGUAAUUGCUUGUAAUAUAUGGCUCUUAGCACUCGGUUCUGUGCUUGCAAUAGAAAUUGCAAAGGUGAGGCACUGCAACUUGUCAUCAGUUUCUAUUGAAAAUGUCAGGAAUCCCGCGAGUCAGACUGAAUCCUCCGCCCUGCUCCGGAAAGCAGGGUCCGAUGCGUGCCACGGUUCCCGUAGCCUUGAUGCGUCAAGGCAGUAGUCCAACACAGACUUCGAGUGGCACCAAAGCGACCAUAUGUUACGACGGGCAUCAGUCACCCGAAUCCAAGUGGUCACCGGGUACCAAAGUGACGUGUAUCGGGAAGACACGUUUACUCCGGAGGGCAGCUUCACUUGACAGCAUCUACCUGUCGGGACAAUGGGAUGUGCAGAGUUAUUGUGGACGACCCAUGGUUGAAAGAGCAACCCAGACACCCGAAGACUGGAAAGAGAUGGAAAGGCUAAAGAAGAAAGAUUCUUUGGAAAUGAAGUACAUCCGACAGAAGCUCCAGCGGACAUCUCCACGUUGGAGCCCAGUUCAAGGGGACCACCACUUGCCACUGUGCACAGGUCCCAUCACAAUACCUGCGUCACACAGUGAGCCACGGACGAUACCUUUGGUCCCACGCAUGCAUAACAGUGUUGAGGGCUUGAAUCAGGAGAUUGAACGUCUAGUAUUCUCUGGAAAUGAAUUGGAAAGGGUCAUGGGUCCUACCCCAGAAGGGCACAGGGCCCCCAUUGCUGAGCUCUUUCAUUCCACCUGUAGCGUAGACACACAGACUUCCUGCACAGACGACAGCCUCUUUCCACAAGCAACCAGUCCAGAGUGUAACAAAAGUGGUUCUUCACCAGAAUACGAAGGUAAUAAGUUAGGCAGCAGCCCUCAAAUCAACAAGUUCCUGGCACGAGAGCCUCCUGAUGGUUGUGAGAAGGUCAGGAUUAUUGACGAGGCCAGAAAGCCGUCUUCUGAGGAGCACAUAGACAACAUGCCAAAACCAAGCAGCCAAUUUGUGCUGCGGCCAAGCCAGAGGUCAGCGUUUUGCCCCCUGGUAAGGAACCAAGUGCCUCACAAGGUGGACUCCUUUCUUCUCAAUGAGAGGCUCAAAUGACACUUCCCUACCGACUGUGCCUUGUUGAAACCAGACUUGACCCCCUUUGUUUAAUAAAUAUGAGAGAGGAAGUGUAUUAUCCCUGUACCAUAAUGGUCAAUCAUUAAUUGUAAAAUGCUUUUUAUGUGUAGAAGAGGGCACAACAUUGUUUGUACUUUGUGUGACACCAGGGAUGGGAUGAAAUGAAAGUGAGCAAAAUGUAGUACUUGCAAGUGUGAAUCACAGAGGAGGUCUGUACCUGAUAAAGAUGCAGGGAGCAUCAUUGUUUGUGUGCCUUAUGCAGGACAAUGCCAUGAUUAGGGUUUUCAUUUGGCACCCACCCUCAGUUCUUUGCCAUGAAAUGGAAUCCCAUUGAGGAUUCCUCCAGCUUGAUUCCUAUCCAGCUAAGCAUAUUGAAAUGUGAAUCCAUUCCCGAAUUGAGACAUGUCAAGUGACCUUUGGCUGUGCACUUGGGAGAGGGAAAUCCCUUGUCAAGUCCAAAAUGAUUCCAAACUUGGGAUAUGUACUGUUAUCCCUUUUUGUUGCCACCCCUUGUACAUAGAUCCCAUUGUGACAUAGCACCUGCCAUUUCGGUGCUAAAUUGUGCAAGAUAAAAGUGCUGUUAAAAAAGUACGUAAAGCUUUUAUUCAAUAAAAACUUGUCUAUA
Messenger RNA from Ornithodoros turicata, 1851 nucleotides. RefSeq names its product protein FAM117B-like. The coding region runs from base 213 to 1205 and encodes 330 amino acids. The transcript has 8 exons. NCBI's taxonomy places the organism in Eukaryota, Metazoa, Arthropoda, Arachnida, Ixodida, Argasidae. The record is from RefSeq and is a predicted model, not a curated record.